Gordionus sp. m RMFG-2023 is the source of this 1050-nucleotide messenger RNA. RefSeq lists its product as uncharacterized. Lineage: Eukaryota; Metazoa; Nematomorpha; Gordioida; Chordodea; Parachordodidae. The record is from RefSeq and is a predicted model, not a curated record. The transcript is spliced from 5 exons. The coding region runs from base 11 to 907 and encodes 298 amino acids.
CAAGCCAAGCAUGUAUGUUUUACAACCUUAUAUUACAAAUUUUCAAAUAUUUAUUCCUGAAUGUGUAUAUAAAUUAAAAAAUAUAUAUGACGUAAAUUUAAUUGUGGAUAAAAUUAAUGAAUUUGAUAUUCUUGACAGAAGGAUUGAAAAAAUUAUAUUAAAUCAAAAACAAGUUCUAAAACAAAUUGCAGAGAUCAAGCAAAGUCUUUAUCCAGAUAUUGCUAAUCAGAAGAAUAUUUUUAUAAAGAAGUUAAUUAUUUAUAUUUAUCCUCAACAUCAUUCUUCAUAUUCAUUAUUAUUUUUAUUAUAUCUUCUUACAAAAAAUGACUCAAUGGCAAUUACUACUUAUGUUCAUUCAUCCUUUAAUAAUUCGAAAUAUAAUGGUUUGUUCAAAAAUUUUACCAAAGUAUUAUCACCCUCAGAUAGAAAAACUGAUUUUGAUGUAGUUUGCAUUUUGACAAAUUGUUUCAAUCCAAUAAUUUAUCAAAACUCAUGUAAAAUUGAGGGCGGAGUGAAUGCGUGCAAAUUAUUAUGGAGGCAAACAAAUAAUCAUAGCCAAAUAUCCGAAAGUCAAGCCAUUUUGAUUGAUUUAAUCUGCGAGAUGUUUAUUCGUAUCGAAAUGUCUAUGCCAGAAUGCAAAAAUAGGUGUCCAAGUUUUAAAGACGAAGCUUCCGAAAACGUGCUUGGGACUAUUUUUAACGAUUAUGUUAAACCCAGGGAAAACGUUCUUUAUCUUUUCAACGAAAAAUUGACCUUAGCCGAUGUUUUAAUCUGGGGGUUGAUGUUUGAGCUGACACAGAAAAAUGAUAAAAUUACGAAAUUGACGUCAAUCAUUACCUGGAAUCAAUGGUUCAAUAACUGCAACAAAAAUCCAAAUUUUAAAUACGUUUAUGAACUUUUAAAAUAAUGGCAUUAUUUAUUUUUAUUAUUAUAUAAACCUCUUUCAUCUUAUAUUAGAAUUCGAUCAAAAUGUUAUUCACGAUUCAAUUAUAAAAUAUCAAAAAUAAUUUUUUUUUAUCACAAUUAUUUAUAGUAUAUAAAAUUUAGCAA